This is a messenger RNA of Sesamum indicum (sesame), 818 nucleotides long. RefSeq lists its product as uncharacterized. Gene Ontology annotation, biological process: actin filament-based movement. Lineage: Eukaryota; Viridiplantae; Streptophyta; Magnoliopsida; Lamiales; Pedaliaceae. Gene Ontology annotation, cellular component: actin filament. The record is from RefSeq and is a predicted model, not a curated record.
AUGGAGACAGCAGUGCCAAGAAUGAGGUUUCUUUUGAUGGUUCUGUUCUUUGGUUUUAUGGUAGUUAGAUUGAGAGGUGAAGCCGAAGGAAAUGCUGAUAACAGAACUGAGAAUGGAGUUGCAGUGGAUAGCAAGAGGAGGAACAAUGGUAAUGGAGGUUGGAGUGGUGGAGGUGGAGGUGGAGGUGGUGGAUAUGGAUGGGGAUGGGGUGGUGGUGGUGGAGGUGGAGGUGGAGGUGGCGGUGGCGGUGGAGGUGGAGGAGGUGGUGGUGGAUGGGGGUGGGGAGGUGGUGGGGGUGGGUACUGGGGGUGGGGGUGCAGGAAAGCCAAGAACAAGAGAAGGUACCAUAAGGAGGAGUAUGUAAUGGGGGAAUUUGCUCAGUGCAUGCUGAGAGGAAGGUGUAGAGGUAUGAGAUUGGAUUGCCCUUUACAUUGUGGAGGCCCUUGUUUCUAUGACUGCAGGUACAUGUGCAAAGCUCACUGCAAACGCUAGCCCGAUCCAUCCGCCGUACGCCAUCCUGCCUUCCGGAUUACUCUCCUUUUGUUCUACUCAAACUCUUCUUGUAAUUCUAGUUAAAGCUAGCUUUUAUCAGCAAGAACAGUGAGGGUAGAUUUGGUUUUGGGGUAGGUUUAGUGAGAAGUGCUAAAAAAGGUUGAGGUCUUUUGUUGUUUGUGUGGUAAUAGGUAGAGAUGUAAGUGGAGGUUCUUGCAAGCGCGCUUGUCUGUUUUCUUGAUGUGGUGAGAUUCUUGCAUGCAUAUGUAGUGGCAUUUUACAUGCUGCAUGGUUCUGUUACUGUGGUUGUCUGCUUUUCUGUAAAA